AGGAAGGAAUUCUUUCCUGCGUCAUCACACGGCGCCGAUGUGAAUUAUACUUGGCGCCAAAGAAACCAUAGCGAAAUUGAUGUGAACUUGUCUUUUCAAAAUAAAGACGUAACAUAUGUUAUUGCUUUGACCAUGGACAUUCGGAGAUUUUUUGCUCCCACAAAACCAGCUCCUCCUAAAGCCCCCUUGAACAGCAGCAGCAGCAGCAGGACAGAUGAGGAGAAGAAGCCCAACAAAAAGAAAUCAGCGUCCAAGACCCCAGAGGAGAAGCUGCCUGGAAAGAGAAAGAGGGAGAAAAAGAGAGCGGUCAUAGACUCUGACUCUGACGAAGAGGAGCAGAAGCAGAGGAAGUCAAAAAAAGAACAUCAGAAAGAGAAGGCAGACCCCCCAGUGAAGACAGAGAAGGAGAAGAAAGGACCCAUCCAGUAUGUGUCUGACUCAGAUUCAGACGAUGCAUUUCUGUCCUUGAAGAAGCCAGUGGAGAAUGGCCUUAAGAAGGCUGGCAAAGAUGCUGACAAGAAAACACAGAAGGGCCCCACUAAAGUGCCCAUUAAGUCAUCUCCAAAAUCACCUGUCAAGUCCCCUACUAUAUCCAAACCCAAGCAAAAAGUGGUACUCUCUCCCAAACAAACUCCCACCUCAGUACUGGACUUCUUUGGAUCCAGCAGUGUCCAGCGUUCGGACAAGAAACUUGUGGCCAGUGUCAAAAGGAAAGCACCCACUCAGGAUCUAGAUGAGUCUCAGGAUGAUGAGGUCAUCGCAAAACAGCUACAGAUGGAUGAGGACAUGGAGCUGGAAAAACAAAUUCAUGAGGACGAAGAGUUCGCCCGAACUCUAGCUAUGCUAGAAGAGGCUCCACUUGCUAAAAAGGCUCGUACGGACACUGGUGACAGGCCCAGCUCCAGCUCCAGCUCCAGCUUCUCUCCCAGUAAACAGAAGGACAGGACGGAGCAGCCAAGCCAGAGCCAGAAGCGGCCCUCACCCAAAAAGGAGGCAGCCAGCCCCAGCAGCCAGACCAGUAAGACGGACACUCUCAAGAAGACCAGCUCCAAGUUGGCCUCCAUGAAGCGCCGAGAUGAGGAGCAGGAGACCAGGAAGAAGAGUGAGAAGGAGGAGAAGAAGGAGGAGAAGAAGCUCAUCUCGCCCAAAAAAGAGCCCGUCCACUCGGAGAGAGCAGCCACACCCAGAACAGGAGGUCCAAGUACGCCAAAAACCGGUGACCUUACGCCUAAAACAGGAAGUGCUGAAACACCUGGCUCAAGCAAGAUCUCUCCUAAAAAGCCAGAGACUAGUCCAGAGGAUUCGGAGAAGCGCCGGGGAAAUUCCGCUGCUUUCCGGAACUACCUCAAUAGAGACGGUCCACGUGCACUUGGCUCCAAAGAAAUCCCUGUGGGUGCUGAGAACUGUCUGGAGGGGCUGACGUUUGUGGUGACUGGUGUUCUGGAGUCGAUAGAACGUGAUGAUGUCAAGUCUCUCUUGGAGCGCUAUGGAGGGAAAAUGACUGGAAACGUCAGCAGGAAGACCAGCUAUCUGGUGGUGGGGCGCGAUGGAGGAGCCUCCAAGACUGAGAAAGCAGAAAGUUUGGGCACUACGAUCAUCGACGAAGAUGGCCUACUGGAGCUGAUUCGGACCAAACCUGGAAAGAAAUCCAAAUAUGUGAUUGCUGCAGAGGCAGAGAAUAAAGGGAUGAAGAGUAAGACUAAGACCCCUCCUCGUGCCCAGACCCCAAGGACUCCGCAGCGCACGCCCAGCCCGAGGAAGCCCCGCCCAGGAGAGGUCAAAGGUCAGACCACCCCGGGGCGUAAAAUGGCCUCGACGACAGAUGUGAAGAAGGAGCUCUCUUUUGGGCGGAAGGCUGCCCCAGAGGAUGAUGGGAGCAGUCUGAUGUGGGUGGAUAAAUAUCGGCCUCAGACCCUGAAGAAUGUGAUUGGGCAACAGGGCGAUCAGAGUUGUGCGUCUAAACUCCUGCGCUGGCUCAAGAACUGGUACAGCAACCACAGUGGAGAGAAGCCUGCCGCAGCGCGCUUUGGACGCUUUGGAGGUAAAGACGACGGAUCUUCUUUUAAGGCAGCGUUGCUGUCAGGCCCUCCUGGUGUAGGAAAGACCACCACUGCAGCUCUUGUGUGUCAGGAGUUGGGCUACAGCUAUGUGGAGAUGAACGCCAGCUGUGCGCGCAGCAAGAACACGCUCAAGCAGGUGAUCGCUGAGUCUCUGAACAACACCAGCAUCAAGAACUUCUACUCAGGUGCAUCUCAGACGGUCAGCAAGAAACAUGUGCUGAUCAUGGAUGAGGUGGACGGCAUGGCGGGAAAUGAAGACAGGGGGGGAAUUCAGGAAAUGAUUUCUUUAAUAAAGAGCUCCAAGAUCCCCAUCGUGUGCAUGUGUAACGACCGUAACCACCAGAAGAUCCGCUCCCUCUCCAACUACUGCUUUGACCUGCGCUUCCAGAGGCCACGCGUGGAGCAGAUUAAGGGUGCCAUGAUGUCCAUCUGCUACAAAGAGGGCUUGAAGAUCCCGCCUCCAGCUCUCAAUGAGAUUAUUUUAGCCUCCAACCAGGAUCUCCGACAGGUUCUGCAUAAUCUCAGCAUGUGGUCCGCCAAAGACAAGGUCAUGACCUAUGACCAGGUCAAAGAAGACGCCAAGAAUGCAAAGAAAGAUAUGAAAAUGGGUCCGUUUGAUGUGUGCCGGAAAGUGUUUACAAAGGGAGACGAGACAGCGCACAUGAGUUUGAUUGACAAGUCAGACCUCUUCUUUCACGACUAUUCUCUGGCCCCACUCUUCGUCCAGGAGAAUUAUGUACACGUCAAACCCGCUGCAGCAGGUGGUAACCUGAAGAGCCACCUGGUGCUGCUGAGCAGAACUGCAGACAGCAUCUGUGACGGAGACCUGGUGGACCGACAGAUCCGCUCCAAGCAGACCUGGUCCCUGCUGCCCACACAGGCCAUCUAUGCCAGUGUGCUGCCGGGGGAGUUGAUGCGUGGCUACAUGAGCCAGUUCCCCACGUUCCCCAGCUGGCUGGGCAAGUUCUCCUCCACGGGCAAACACAGCCGCAUCGUCCAGGACCUGGCCUCUCACAUGUGCCUGAGGACCCAGUGCAGUAAGCAGGCGGUGAACCUGGACUACCUGCCCUACCUGCGCUCAGCCCUGCUGGAGCCCCUGCAGCGCGCGGGCGCCGAGGGAGCCAGCCAAUCAGUGCAGCUCAUCGACGACUACAACCUCAUCAAGGAGGACGUGGACAGCAUGAUGGAGAUCAGCACGUGGGGGGGCAAGCCGGACCCCUACUCCAAACUCGACCCCAAGGUGAAAGCGGCGUUCACUAGAGCCUAUAACAAGGAGAGCCACCUGACGCCGUACUCGCUGCAGGCCGUGAAGAAGGGCAAGCGGGGAGCCACUGAGCCUGACCUGACCUCGCCGGACGGAGAAAACAACUCGCAGGCACAGGAGGAAGAGGAGGAGGAAGAGCCAGCUGAUGCCAUGAUCAAGCAGAAGAAGGCUAAGCCUGUGAAACCCAAAGCAGAGGACUCUGGCAAGGGCAAAGGCAAAGGCAAAGGAAAAGGAAAAGGAAAAGGCAAGAACUAACGGCUAGCUAACCACCACACUGCCACGCGCAGGACCACCCCAUCUUGACCCCUCCCAAUAUGUCUGCCUGUGAAGGGAUACACUGUACAGACUUCUUCAAAGGGCUUUUAUAAUCUUCCGUCAUCCUCCCCUCUCAUCUUCCUCCUCUUCCUCACCACGCUGUUGUUUUGUAUGAUAACCUUUCUCAGCCUUAGACUAUGCUGUCAUAGUGACCGAGGGGAGUGGCCUCACUGACCUGGGAUGUACAUAUAAACUUCCAUUGCUGACUGAACAGGUUUAAUAGCUCUUUCUGUGGGAAGCACUUUAGACAGCACACUUAUGUUUUUGAUAGAUCCAGAUUUUUGCUGUACAUUUGUGUGAUGGAAACCCUUUUUGCAAGGGUGAGUAAUAAACUGUUUAUUAAUACCAUGA
Molecule: messenger RNA, 3990 nt
Organism: Sardina pilchardus (European sardine)
Lineage: Eukaryota; Metazoa; Chordata; Actinopteri; Clupeiformes; Clupeidae
Gene: rfc1
Product: replication factor C (activator 1) 1
Exons: 25
Coding region: 133-3579 (1148 amino acids)
Biological process (GO): DNA repair; DNA replication
Cellular component (GO): DNA replication factor C complex; nucleus
Molecular function (GO): ATP binding; DNA binding; ATP hydrolysis activity
Source: RefSeq, a predicted model, not a curated record